This is a messenger RNA of Didymodactylos carnosus, 1125 nucleotides long. The record is from the annotation of a GenBank genome assembly. NCBI's taxonomy places the organism in Eukaryota, Metazoa, Rotifera, Eurotatoria, Philodinida, Philodinidae.
AUGACCGAUUUUAAUUUAAAUAUUACGAUGAAUUCAUCAAAUGCUGCUACUGAAGCAGUUUGGAAAACAUUAGGAACAUUUUAUAAAAUUAUCUAUCGUGGUUAUUUUACAUUUUUAAUUGUUUUUGGUACAUCAUUUAAUAUAUUAGCAGCAAUUAUAUUAUUAAGACCAAAAUUACGACGUUUUUCAACAUGUCGAUAUAUGGCUGUUUGUUCAAUAUUAAAUGUUGGUGUUUUAUUAACAAAUACACUCUAUAUGAUGUUAGUGAUGGGAUUUAAUAUUGAUAUAAGAGGAACAGUAUUUUGGUGUAGAAUGCAUGUAUUUAUUUCACAAUGGUUUCGCGGUUUUGCCAGUUGGACACUUGUUAUCGUUGCAAUAGAUAGAUAUAAAAGAUCAAGAAGUUUAAGACCAAAAACAUCAUCAAAGAAUAAUAGUAAUAGUGAAAUAAUAAUUGUAUGCAUAGCGGGUUUAAUAUUAAUUUUUCCUAAUAUUCAUUAUUUAGUACUAAUUGGAGACUAUGUGAAAUUAGAGUCAGAUGGACAAAUAGUUAAUCAUUAUGCUUGUACAUUUCUUAAAAAUAAUACAAAUUCUCUUCACAGUUGGCUAGCAUCAUCUAAUGCAUGGUUAGAAUUAAUUACUAUUAUAUUUAUUCCAAGUAUUUUAACAUUAAUAUUUAAUAUUUUUAUUAUUAAAAAUUCAUUUAUAAGUUCCAUGCAUAAUGAACAUUUACAAUCUCGUUCAAGAUCUCGUACAAGACGUGUUACCACAAUGUUAUUAGCAUCAAAUAUUGGAUUUUUGGCUCUUGUAUCUCCAGCUCAAAUAUUUUAUGCAUUAACAUUUGAUCCUGUUCAAAUAAAAUCGCAUGAAAUAAAUUUUUUUAGUUAUAUGAUUAAAGCUCAAUUAUAUCAAUGUUUAAUUAAUACUUAUUAUGCAAUGAAUUUUGUACUAUGUUUUGCAUCGUCAUCUAUUUUUAGACGAGAAAUAAAAAAAUUUAUUGUUAAUAAUCAUUUAAAUGGAAGACUCGAUACAGCAUCAAAUAAUCGAAAGAGAAGUACCGAGAGAGAAUCAGAAACAGCAAUAAUUUUGGGAAAAAAACGUCUAACUGAAUCAACAAUUGACACUUAG